Messenger RNA from Rhincodon typus (whale shark), 693 nucleotides. RefSeq names its product glycoprotein endo-alpha-1,2-mannosidase-like protein. The transcript has a single exon. Lineage: Eukaryota; Metazoa; Chordata; Chondrichthyes; Orectolobiformes; Rhincodontidae. Gene Ontology annotation, cellular component: Golgi apparatus. Gene Ontology annotation, molecular function: alpha-mannosidase activity. The annotation marks the transcript as partial. The record is from RefSeq and is a predicted model, not a curated record.
CUUGAUGUCUACAAUUUCUGUUUUCUCAACAUUGAUACACUACUUUCUGUGUCUAGGUAUGGGUCUCAUACAGCUUUUUACAAGUACAGGACCAACACUGGCAGAUUAUUGCCUAUGUUUUACAUCUAUGACUCCUACCUGAUAUUGCCAGCUGCCUGGGCCAAUCUGCUCACAUCCUCAGGAUCUCUCAGUAUUCGCAACACACCAUAUGACGGAAUGUUCAUUGGUCUGUUAGUGGAGGAGAAGCACAAACAGGACAUCCUAGAGUCAGGAUUUGAUGGAUUAUACACCUACUUCGCAUCCAAUGGAUUCUCAUUCGGAUCAUCCCACCAAAACUGGAAGACUAUCAAGAACUUCUGUGACAGCAACAACCUGAUGUUCAUUCCAAGUGUGGGGCCUGGAUACAUAGAUACCAGGAUACGUCCGUGGAACAAUCAUAACACACGGAACCGGGUCAGUGGAAAGUACUAUGAAACUGCCCUCCAUGCUGCUCUCACAGUGAGACCCGAGAUCAUCUCCAUCACAUCUUUUAAUGAGUGGCAUGAAGGCACGCAGAUAGAGAAGGCAGUGCCAAAGAAGACUGCACAAUACACCUACCUGGACUACUUGCCACAUGAGCCAAACCUGUAUUUGGAGCUAACACAUAAAUGGGCUGAGCACUUUUGCAAAGAGAAAGAACAAUGGCUGAUGUAA